UGCGGGCUCCCCGUGGCCUUUGGAGGCUCGGUGAGUCGGCUCCAAAUGUUUUCCAUAUUUGUUCAGCCUCCAUAAUUCGAAUACCAGGGCAGGCCGAGCCAGCCGUGCGCCGCGCUCCAGGGCCCAGGGCGCCGCACACGCACCCACCCACCCAGCCUCGCAGCGCCAUGGGCAAGAACAAGCAGCCCCGCGGCCAGCAGAGGCAGGGGGGGCCGCCGGCCGCGGACGCCGCUGGGCCCGACGACAUGGAGCCGAAGAAGGGCACGGGGGCCCCCAAGGAGUGCGGGGAGGAGGAGCCCCGGACCUGCUGCGGCUGCCGGUUCCCGCUGCUGCUCGCCCUGCUGCAGCUGGCCCUGGGCAUCGCCGUGACCGUGGUGGGCUUCCUCAUGGCGAGCAUCAGCUCCUCCCUGCUAGUCAGGGACACUCCAUUUUGGGCUGGGAUCAUUGUCUGCUUAGUGGCCUAUCUUGGCUUGUUUAUGCUUUGUGUCUCAUAUCAGGUUGACGAACGGACAUGUAUUCAGUUUUCUAUGAAACUGUUAUACUUUCUGCUGAGUGCCCUGGGCCUGACAGUCUGUGUGCUGGCCGUGGCCUUUGCUGCCCACCACUAUUCGCAGCUCACACAGUUUACCUGUGAGACCACACUCGACUCUUGCCAGUGCAAACUGCCCUCCUCGGAGCCGCUCAGCAGGACCUUUGUUUACCGGGAUGUGACGGACUGUACCAGCGUCACUGGCACUUUCAAACUGUUCUUACUCAUCCAGAUGAUUCUUAAUUUGGUCUGCGGCCUUGUGUGCUUGUUGGCCUGCUUUGUGAUGUGGAAACAUAGGUACCAGGUCUUCUAUGUGGGUGUCAGGAUGCGCUCCCUCACGGCUUCCGAGGGUCCCCAGCAAAAGAUCUGACAUUCUUGCUCAAAGCUGCGAGAGAAAAAUAGCACAUGGAGUAGCCAAGGUUAAACAAAAACAAAUUUUUAAACAAAGAAAGGAAAAAACAUUGACAACAAAUAAUAGUCACUCUUCUAAAUGAAUAUUUUUAUAUUUUUAUAAAAUAGCAUUUCUUCAGGUUUCUAUUGUAUUUUUCUUUAACAUUCUUCAAGAGAAAGCAAAAUCCAAACUGAUUUUGGAAUAUUAAAAGUUAACAGAACACUGAACAAGGAAAGAAUGGCAUAGCUCUAUCUUUACAGUCUGGCGUUAAUUCAUAUUACUCAUUUUAUCCAUUACUUACAUAAUCUUCUUUCCUGUUAGUCCAGUUUGAUGGUGUGAAUGGUGAAUUUCAGGCCCAGUUGCUAAAUUUUGUGGCAUCUUCCUCUGGUCCUUCCCACCUCUAGUCAUCAGCGCCACACUGUCUUGGAGACAGGCAGGAGGUGGGGGAAGAGCUGAGUCUCUUUAUUUUCCCUGGUAGAGACGUCUUCAAGGCAUGAAAUAGCUUAAAGAGCAGAAUAGAAACAGAAGAGGCUUUGCAAAAGGCUAGAUAAUUAUAAACACCUGGGUUGGGGCGGCGGCCCUUCUCUUCAGCUCCCUUAGCUUGGCUCUGUAAGUAGAUCACUUGCUAAAUGCUUUAGAUGAUUGCCUCUCAAUAAUUGAAAGGUGGUGGUAGUUGUAUUCUUAAUGAUGUAGAAGGUUUAAAAAUAAUUACAUUAUGCUUCUAUUCUAUCAUCUAAAACAAAUCAUUAAAACUAAUUUCUAGCUAAUUGUUAAUUAUAAUUAUGCUCAGAAGUCUAUUUAAUGAGCUCUGGCUGUACUUACGCUACACUGUCGGUGUUAAGAGAAAUUACUCUCACAAGAGCAGAGGGCUGAAGAUUCUCUCUUCUGAAAGCCAAGCACCACAAGGAAAAAAAAAAAUGUGAUUAAUAGCUCGGGUUAAAAACACUCAUUUAAACAAAAACAAGAGCAUUCGUAAUGGGAAGUGUUUAUACAAAUAGCACAUUUGUGAUAUGUUGAAAAGUAUCUCUCUUGGCAACCAACCUAUGUCUGAGGAAGAUUGGGUAAUGCUGUGUUCCAUUCAUGAAACUGUAUUUGAUACAUAAUCCUAUUAUUAAUUCGUAUGCUUAGUCAACCUACAAAAUCAAAAUAAUAUUCUGAAGUUCUUAUUUGAGCAAUAUGGCCUUGAAUUGGAGGGUAGUUUUAGUUGUUUUGUUGUUAAGUGACUGUGGUUUAAAUUACAAAUGCCCCAAGGUGGGGAGACUUCCCUCUGUGACUAUUGUUAUUUUUAAAUUCUGAACUAUCCAUAUUUUAAGGAAAGACCUAAAAAUGGAAAUUCAUGAAACGUAAAUAGUAUCAAGAACUUUCUUUAUCAGUAUGCUUUGUUGAAAGCAGAAAUUAAGAUAAUAAUUGAGUUCAAUUCGCCUCUCUGCAUUGCUAUUGAUAUACUUUACUAAUCAAGAAAUUCUAACCUAAAAGGAAAACAUUUUCUUGUUUGUUUUAGAAGAAAGUGGAAUAAUUCCAUGGAUUGUGAUAACGAUGUCCAUUUCUACACAAUAUAAAUAUCCAGUAUAAAGGAAAGCGUUAAGUCAGUAAGCUAGAGGAUUGUAAAUAUCUUUUAUGUCCUCUAGAUAAAACACCCGAUUAACAGAUGUUAAACCUUUGAAUGUUUUGAUUUGCUUUAAAAAUGGCCUUCCUACACAUUAGCUCCAGCCAAAAAGACACAUUGGAGAGCUUAGUGGACAAGUCUCCGGAGCAGAACUGAUCACACACAAAAGUUACACCAACAGAAUACCAAGAAGAAUGAUGAGGACCUGUAAAAUACCUUGUGUCCUGUUUAAAAAAAAAAAAAAGCCAGUAACUGAAUCCGUUUUGAUUUUUGAUAGAGUUUCCUACACAAAGAAGAAAAUAACUGAGAAUCUUUGAAGAGUAAGAAAGUAGCACUUUAAUGCUAGUAACCGUGAAUUAGGCACCACGGAAAGCGCAUCCUGAAUUUCUUUAGGAACAACAUUUUAUAGUGAACACUGCAAGUUUUUAUAUUUAAAAAUUAAGACUCUGUAUAUCCUUAAGGUGCUCUAGGCUUUACCAGUGAUUCACAGGGUAUUUCAAAUGGUAGAAUCAUUUUAGCUUCUGUGCUUCCUUUUUCUAAAUAAUGCAACCUGUAAGAGCUGACAUUGUAAUAAGCGCUAUAAUAGUAUAACCAUAUAAUAGUAUAUGUAUAC
This is a messenger RNA of Mandrillus leucophaeus (drill), 3139 nucleotides long. RefSeq names its product sarcospan (gene SSPN). Bases 168 to 899 code for a protein of 243 amino acids. Gene Ontology annotation, cellular component: dystrophin-associated glycoprotein complex; sarcolemma. Lineage: Eukaryota; Metazoa; Chordata; Mammalia; Primates; Cercopithecidae. The record is from RefSeq and is a predicted model, not a curated record. The transcript is spliced from 3 exons.